UCCUGCAGCCCAUCUCUCUAUGGGCUGAGGUAGCCCUUGUCUCGUUUUCAUAGAUUUCCUCUCGAGUUCGUCGUCAUCCGUCAGGGUCCUUCAAGAACACCACAAAACUCAUCGCAGAACAGGCUAAAGCGGACUUAAUAUACAACAAGAUGCAUCAGAUGCAGAUCAAGGCCCCCACCUUUCUCAGAUCGUCUAGACCAGCCUCUCCGCACCUCCCACUCAAUAAUAAUGAUGAUGUGCAGAACAGUAACAACUCCAUAGUGACGAAUUUGUCUCGCCGUCCUCUAACUCGCCUCCAGAAUCCUUUCCGCCGUUCUUCUUCUGCCUCUCCUUUCGCAGCCCUCCCUCUCACGGUUGAGAGUGCCGGGCCCCCCAAUCCCCCUCACGCAAAUUCAGCCACAAACACGCCACCAGCCAAUUCGGGUAUACCUCCUGCACACCUUGAUCAAAUCAGUCUCAGGCUUGCCGAAGCUGCCACUAAAGCUUUGGCGAAUCCAUCAUCCAGUAGCGUGCCAAGCUCUAUGUCUACGAGUAACAGUGCAUGUCCGGAUCCAGCUUUAGUCGUCCUUCGCGGACGUAAACCUCUCCCUGCGGGCCGAGGAGCCGCCUUGGGGAAAGUUGUUCAGGAUGAGUUGGGUGCGGCAUGCUCCGAUCCGUACCUGUACCGGGCCAUCCUCCGCGUGCUCCAGAAACCGCUUACAGUGCUGUUGAGCAACUUAUCCAGUCUGCUCCUGCCCGUAUUAGCAUUCAUUGAAAAUAGCUCGUCAGCGCAGGAAUAUUGCAUUAGCUUAGCUGUGCUUGGUGCCGAGGUACUCGAAGCUCUUAACACGAUUCCUAUGCCAGCUGGUAUGAGUAAAGAGUCGCGUGUAGGAGAUGGGUUGAAGGGUAUCUGUGAAGGCCUAGAAAGUCUCAUCAAGCGCGUUAUCUCCCCGCUCGUGUCCACUAUCCGGUCCAGUCUCGGCGUUCACAUCGAUACGCUCUCUUCUUACAACCCCGCGACGGGUGAGAACAAGAGUCUUGCGGCGUUAGGUGCCGCUAUUCCAGGAGCCGCGCCACGCCUGGCAAAGUACACAACACCCUCAGGAGUUAUUUCCCAAAGUGCGCUUGCUACGCUGCACAUUGGAUUAGUAUGGAGAGCCCUCGUUGCACUCUCAGAGCGGGAUGUCAGUGAGCCGGCUAGACAAGGAGACAAAGAGGGAGAGAGAGGCAAAGGCACUUUUCCUGGGCUUAAAGUGAAGAAAGAGCUCUCAUUCAGCCUUCACAUGACUACUCGUCCAAGUUCAGCUCAGCAGCCUCCCGCUUCCCCAAUUGCCACAUCCACUACAUUCUCGACUGGCACGAGCACCACUACCCCUCCGGUCACGCCACGCUUCAAGGGCAUUUCAUUGCCUCUUCCUUCACUUUCACGCCCCCCGUCUCCUCAGAUCGCUUCGGUUUCGUUGAACGGUUCAACGAAUACGAAGCCUAGGUCCCCUACGCGCCAGACCUACCCACUGGCCCAGCUCCUCUCAGAUGCCCAGCAGACUCAGGCGCUCCUUCUGACGUUGCCCAGUCCCACGCCGGGAUGCUUUGCUCGCGAAGCGGUGAACGAGGCAUACGAUGCUUUCGAGGCCUUCAUAGGUUUCUUGCGUUGGCUUUGUGCCGUUCGUGAAGCACAACUGGCGCACGAAGGGGUUUCCAGGAGGACGGGCGAUGGAUCGAGCUCUGCGAGAAAGAGAAAGGACCUCGAAGACGAGUUAGACAGCAAGACGGGGGAUUUUCCCACUCUCGUUGCCCUUCCUCUGCUUCUCCGCUUGCUUCCCUCAAAUGAGUCCAAAAAGCUGGCUGGGAAGCUGACCGUGGCGCUGUUGGUGGGUAUGGAGGAGACGGAAUACAAGUCUAGCUGUUUGGCGGGCUUUGGAAGAGCGGAGGUCUGUACCAGUGCCAUCGGAAGAGCUGUCCUUUCUGAGUUGGCCAAGCUGAGGGCAGAUGAAGCUGAAGAACAGGGAAAAGAGGGCAAGAAGGAAGUAGACCCCGAGUUGGAGGUGGAGAGGAUUGGAAUCGAUGUAGAAGUCUUAAGGGAAUGGUUGGUAGACAAGAUUGCGAGUGCGGAGGCAGCGUAAGAACGCAAUCAGAUUUCUUUUCAACUUUAAUGUCAUAUUCAUGUCAUCACUACCCUGGGUACUCGGUCACCUGCAUAUUGUAGUCAUCCUUAACAUUAAUUAAGACUAGUUUUUUCACCCCUAGAUCAUGAUAUCCGAGCAUUUCUGGAAGAGCAAAAUUGCGCACCUGCGCUUUGGGGAACAUAAUCAACGCAGCUCCAUCAUAUUACUUGCUUGAGUAUGGUUUCUUUACCCGGGCUGAUUUGCAAAUAGCUUACUGGUGUGGGGGCAACUGCAUGAGGUUUCGAUAUCUCGCUGCAGAGCAACCCAGUCCCCCCUUUUACCUGGCUUUGGGGAGGAGGAUUGGUCGCGCGAGAUGGGCAGAGGACAAUGCACACCAUAUGCUCACGAAAACAAUGGAACGUCAUGUACAUACCUCCCAUCCAGACUCAGGACAAAACCAUUGGAAGACGGACCCGGUCGAGAGCGGCCUCAACAAUAU
Cantharellus anzutake is the source of this 2583-nucleotide messenger RNA. RefSeq lists its product as uncharacterized. Lineage: Eukaryota; Fungi; Basidiomycota; Agaricomycetes; Cantharellales; Hydnaceae. Bases 150 to 2102 code for a protein of 650 amino acids. The record is from RefSeq and is a predicted model, not a curated record. The transcript has a single exon.